AUGCCCGACGCCUACUUUCAACAAGGUUCCACGAUGACUAUGAAUGCUCGUAGGCAGUACAGAUCAGUUGCAUUCGGAACAUGGAAGGUCGGUGGAGCGAGGAAUCUGACGGAACGACGGUCGGAAGAGCCAAUGUCUAGACUCAAAUGCUCCUCUCCGGAACUACACCAUCUGUCAACAGCCGCCGCGUCUUCAACUAUUUCUCCAAUCACUGGUUCUUCUACACUUGGUCCUUCAUCUGGUCUUCUGAGUGUCGAUAAACGGCACAGUCGUCUCGGGGAGAGCAGUCCAAACCUUUCACGCAUUCACCAUACUCACACACAAUUAUCACUAGGUCUUCCUAACAAAAUGAAUCACACCAACGACUUCUUCUUAAGCACGGAAUACUGUCAAUACGUGAGCAGUAGAGAUGAUAUUAACUCGUUCAACGGCAAUUCAACCGGCAAGUCAACAGAACCGAUCCAAGCGGCGUUUCUUCGAAAAUCGCGAAAGGAUGGUGGUGGACUGCUCCAUCUAGACGACGUUUCCACAUCACAUCAUCAUCACCAACAAUCGAAAAGCGCACGGAAUUUGAAGUAUUCGCAAAGUUCUCGUCGGAAAUACGAACAGACGAACAGUGGUAGCUCGACGGACGAUUCUGACAGAGGAAGUGGAACUAGUGCACAUCAUCGAUCGCACAGUGCCGGUCCUCACACAACAUAUUCAACAACCUCUACACACGCCAUCUCAACGACCGAAAUGAACAGAUCCGGAGUUAUGCCACGUGGAGGUGCUGGUUCUAACGGAGAGAGCAAUACGACGUUCCUUCGUGCAACGAAGCGAUUCUUCAAAAAGAUAUACACAUCAGCCACUCUUCCAAAGAAACAAAAUAGCACAUCAGUGGACAACUUCCAGAAGUCUUCUGUGUUUUUCGAUGACGAGAAUCAUCAAAUGCAUCAUAACCAAAUCGAAAGAAUGCAGAAGAAGGCGCCGUUGUCGUCAGAUGAGAAUUAUUAUUCGAAUCAUCUAGAUGACGAUUAUGACGAUGAGACGAUGCGUUCUGAGAAUGCUACCAUGGACAUCAGUUAUCCAGACAGUGGAUUCGAGAUGGAUCGUGCUUCGACUCCAGAACAGUCUAGUGUAUCCAUGACGUCUACAUCGAAAAGUGGAGAUGAACCGGUCAAUUUCAACAACCUAUUCGAACAGUUGAAGAGAGAAAUGAAAGAAAUGCGAGAACGAGAUGCUCAGAUUCUUGCCGAUCUUCAACGCGUCGAAACUCAAAUCCAAACAGUGAAGCAGGCUCAAAUCCUGGCUUCUUUGCAAGACGAAUUCGAGCCGGUGGAAAGCAUGCAACUCUAG
Caenorhabditis briggsae is the source of this 1338-nucleotide messenger RNA. The record is from RefSeq and is a predicted model, not a curated record. Lineage: Eukaryota; Metazoa; Nematoda; Chromadorea; Rhabditida; Rhabditidae. The transcript is spliced from 8 exons. Bases 1 to 1338 code for a protein of 445 amino acids.